Leptomonas pyrrhocoris is the source of this 1458-nucleotide messenger RNA. Its product is annotated as putative ser/thr protein phosphatase. Gene Ontology annotation, biological process: polyphosphate catabolic process. The coding region runs from base 1 to 1458 and encodes 485 amino acids. Lineage: Eukaryota; Euglenozoa; Kinetoplastea; Trypanosomatida; Trypanosomatidae. The transcript has a single exon. The record is from RefSeq and is a predicted model, not a curated record. Gene Ontology annotation, molecular function: phosphatase activity; endopolyphosphatase activity. Gene Ontology annotation, cellular component: cytoplasm.
AUGAAGCCGUUUAUUCGCUCCGCCCCGUCGAUCGCCGCGGAUGCGCGCUACAUCAUCGUCGGCGACGUGCACGGGUGCGUAGAGCAGCUGGAGCAGCUGGUGGAGAAGGUGAAUUACGUGAAGGGCAAGGAUUGUCUCUUUAUCAUAGGCGACUACGUGAACAAAGGGCCGGACUCGAUUGGAGUGGUCCGCGCGUGCCAGCGGCUUGGCGCCUACGGCGUGCUCGGGAACCACGAUUACACACUGCUGCGCUGCUGUGCCCGCAUGCGUCGCCGUCCCUUCACUCCGGAGGACCUACGCGACCCGGUGAAGCGACUGGCGCAGAAGUUUCCAAAGGACUGCGAGUACUAUCUACGCGGGCUGCCCCACAUUGUGCGCAUCCCCCGCCACAACCUCCUCCUCGUCCACGCCGGUCUCAACGUGGAGCACGCGCUGGAGGAGCAGAACGUGGAGGAGGUGAUGCACCUGCGCCGACUGGAGGAGGUGCCGAAUCGGCCAGGUGGGUACAACGCGAUCGCCAAAGGCAUGAAGGGCGAGCGGUGGGGGACGCUGUGGAAGGGGCCCGAGAUGGUCAUCUUCGGCCACGACGCCUUCUCUGGCUUUCAGUCGCACCCGUACGCGUGCGGCAUCGACACCGGCUGCGUGUACGGCGAUCCGCUGACGUGCGUCGUGUACGGCCCCAACUCGACGGCCGGCGAGUUUUUCUCCGUGCCCGGCCUGCCGAAGCUGGAGAACGAGAUGAAGGGGCUGCCGCCGCCCAACUCCGGCAUCUACGAGCAGCAUGAGGGGGAUCUCGCGAAGCUCAUCAUCCGCCCCACAACUCGCCCCACGCCCGCGACGAGCGGCACCAUCGGCGCACGGCCGGUCUUCCUCGCCGCGCCGCUCGGGUACACGGAGGCUCUGGAGGGCGUCCGCGGUGAAGGGGUGCCGAGCGCCAAGACGACGAGCAACCUCACCGCCACUGUCACCAGCACCAACACCCUCAUGACGCCGACCUCCGCCUCGCCGUCCCGGCUGGCGACGCCGACGUGUCCGACGAACGUCCGCCUUCUCGAGACGACGACGGUGAACACGCGCGAAGUGCAGCGCUCGACCCUGUUGGCGCUCUCCGCGACGCGCGAGUUGUCCGCGAUCGCGGUACUGCUCGGCAUGCCGCUGUACAGCAACGAAAUUGAUGCCAUGCUCGGCGCAGAAGCGAAGGACGACGUGGCGCAGGAAGCCUUCUGGAUGCCCUUCGCCCGUCUUGUUUUGGUGGCAGCGGAGGGCAUGUCAGAACGGAGCGCCAGCGAGUUGGCUUCAACGGAGGCGGCGGUUCAGCUCGCGCUCGACGUGUGCGAGGAGAUGGAGGGGGUCGGGACGGCGCUACACGCGGAACUUCUCAAGUUCAUUGCGAGCGCGAGAGAGAACCAGAAGUGGCCGAAGCGCAUCGUGAAGUGCGCGGAGGCCCUUGUAAGCUGA